Messenger RNA from Sceloporus undulatus (fence lizard), 2741 nucleotides. RefSeq names its product tetratricopeptide repeat domain 27 (gene TTC27). The record is from RefSeq and is a predicted model, not a curated record. Gene Ontology annotation, molecular function: protein binding. Lineage: Eukaryota; Metazoa; Chordata; Lepidosauria; Squamata; Phrynosomatidae.
GCGUUCCUUCCGCGUUUGACGCCGAGGGGGCGUGGCCUGCGCGGGUCCCUGAGUGAUGGAGACGAUGAGGGCCCUGGAGCGAGUGCUGCUGAGGGGCUUUCCUAGCGCAGCAGAGUCGCCGCGGUGGAAGCAGAACGGGGCGGAGGCGGCGGCAGAAAGUGGAUCUUUGUUGCAGUUGCUGCUUGAAGGGAACUAUGAGGCUAUUUUACUAAGCAAAGCAGCCCAGAAUAUCUUCACAUCACCCGCAGGAGCAGAAGAAACUAUUGACAGCUAUUUAGAAAAGCAGAUCCAAGCUUAUCUAGACUGUACUUCUGAAGAUGCUGAUUCUAUAGAAAGACAAAGUGUGGUGUUUCUGAUUGGUGUGGGGAGCUUGCAGUUGUUCGUUCAGAGCAAUUGGACUGGACCUCCUGUUGACUUACAACCUGAAGAUUUCCUACCAUCUGAAUUGCUACAGCAGUGCAAUGAGCCUGGUGGACUGUCUGCAGCUGUCCUGAGCAUGUUGGUUCUAGAUGGUGAAUCAGUCUACAGCCUGACUUCCCAUUCAAUUUUGUUGAUGCUAGCCAGAGAAGUGCUUGUGAAUUCAAGACAUAAACUAGGAGCUAUUCAGACAUUGCCCUGGUGGACUUUGCGAUGUGUGACCAUCCAUCAGCAAUUAUUAGAAGAAAGAUCACCUGAACUUUUUGCUGUUGCCCAGGCCUGUGUACAGCAAGUGUUUGAAAUUGAGACUUUGUUCACGGAUGAUGAAUGUUGGCAUCUUGCUGUUCAAUUCCAUCUAGAGUGCGCUUACACAUUUUUGAAUUAUUAUGAGUAUAAAAAAGCCAAAGAACACUUCCAUGCAGCUAAAGACAUAACCAAGUUACAAAUUGAUUUGACAGGUGCUCUCGGUAAAAGGACACGAUUUCAGGAAAAAUAUGUAGCACAACUAAUAUUAGAUGUUCAGAGAAAAGAUAAUGUUCUCCUUCCACACCGUGAACUGAGUCCAGCACCUACUCCACUAGAAGAUUUAACUAAGAAUUAUGCUUUAAAUGAUGAUACUGUGCUAAAUGAAAUAAAGUUUGCGGAGUCUCAUCAGAACCAGAUGCCUGACCUAUGUGCUGAAGAGCUUGCUGUUAUCCUUGGAAUUUGCAUAGAUUUUCAGAAGAACAACCCAGUCCAUAAGCUUACAGAAGAGGAGGUGCUUGCUUUUACAUCAUAUCUACUAUCACAACCAAAGUUCUGGGCAAUUCAAACUUCUGCUCUGCUUCUGCGGACAAAGCUUGAGAGAGGAAGCAUCCGUCGAAUGGAACGUGCAAUGAAACAAACUCAGGCUCUUGCAGACCAGUUUGAAGACAAGAAAACACCAAUUUGUGAACGCAUGAAGCUUUUUUACAGCUGUCAAGUUCCUACCCACUGGGCUGUACAGCGUCAGCUUGCAAGCUUACUUUUUGACCUCGGAUGUACCAAUUCAGCUCUGCAGAUCUAUGAGAAGCUUGAAAUGUGGGAGGAUGUAGUUAUCUGCUAUGAGAGAGCAGGACAGCAUGGGAAGGCAGAAGAAAUAUUGAGGCGGGAAAUAGAGAAAAAAGAAACACCAGGACUGUAUUGUUUGCUUGGAGAUGUUCUUAAGGACCAUUUUUACUAUGACAAAGCCUGGGAACUGUCAAAUCACCGCAGCGCCAGGGCUCAGCGGUCGAAGGGCCUUCUCUAUCUUCGCAACAGGAAUUUUAAGGAAUGUAUAGAGUGCUUUGAACGCUCAGUGCAGAUUAACCCAAUGCAGUUGGGUGUGUGGUUUUCCCUGGGCUGUGCCUACUUAUCUUUGGAAAAUUAUGAAGGGACUGCUAGAGCAUUCCAGCGCUGUGUGAUAUUGGAACCCGAUAAUGCUGAGGCCUGGAACAAUCUAUCAACUGCAUAUAUCAGAUUAAAACAGAAAAUCAAAGCAUUCCGGACCCUUCAGGAAGCUCUCAAAUGUAAUUAUGAGCACUGGCAGAUUUGGGAAAAUUACAUUCUUACCAGUACAGAUGUUGGAGAAUUUUCAGAAGCAAUUAAAGCUUAUCACAGGCUUAUGGAUUUGCGAGAAAAAUAUAAAGAUGUCCAGGUGCUUAAGAUUCUGGUAAAGGCAGUGAUGGAUGGAUUGGCUGAUCGUAAUGGAGAAACAGCAAGUGGGUUAAAGGGAAAACUGCAAGCACUAUUUGGCAGAGUGACGUCCAGAAUGACAGGUGAUGGAGAAAUUUGGAGGCUAUAUGCAAGACUUUAUGACAACGGACAAAGUGAUAGCCAAGAUGAUAUAGAAAAGGCACUUCAAUAUCUCACCAAGGCACACAAAUGUGAAGUCCAAUCAGGGGACUGGGACAAAGAUAUUUCCUCUUUUAAGGAAGUAGCAAAAGGUGCUCUAGAGCUAGCACAAGUGGCAAUGAAGUGCAGCAAAACCAAGUCUAAUUACCAAGAAGCACUGCAGAUACUCUCUUCAGCUCGACUCAACUUGCGUGGUUUGGCAUCCAAAGCAAAGCAGCUAUUUACAGAUCCAGUGAGUGGUGAGGUUUCCAGUGACCUAGCUGAAGAAAUGACAGCUAUGGAGAACUUGAUAAUAGAACUGCAAGAACUUAGCAACCAGCUAAGGAAUCAGAUCUGAGAAAAAGAAGACACGGUUUCCUGGAAGGGAAGGGAAGCCUGGUACAGUUCAGUGGCUACAGUUUGUGCUAAUGAGCUUUCAGUAAAUCAAAACACCCCAAGGCCCAAUUCUAAUAAAUUCUUUUUUACACAAUGCA